Molecule: messenger RNA, 1116 nt
Organism: Triticum aestivum (bread wheat)
Lineage: Eukaryota; Viridiplantae; Streptophyta; Magnoliopsida; Poales; Poaceae
Product: protein IN2-1 homolog B
Exons: 9
Coding region: 80-835 (251 amino acids)
Biological process (GO): protein glutathionylation
Molecular function (GO): glutathione transferase activity
Source: RefSeq, a predicted model, not a curated record
CUAGUCUUGUUCUUUCGUCCAUUAAUUCCAUCCAACUGCGAGUUUGACCCGCACUAGGCUCCAGCUUGCUCUACCGAUCAUGGCCGCAGGUGCUGCCGUUCCGGUCAUCUCCGCCAGGGAAGAUCUCCCCGCCGACCUGACCUCCGCCUCCUCCGAGCCCCCUUCCCUCUUCGACGGCACCACCAGGCUGUACGUGGCGUACCACUGCCCGUACGCGCAGCGCGUCUGGAUCGCCAGGAACUGCAAGGGAUUGCAGGGCAAGAUCAAGAUAGUCGCGCUAGAUCUCGUGGACAGGCCAGCCUGGUACAAGGACAAGGUCUACCCAGAGAACAAGGUACCUGCCCUGGAGCACAACAAGCAAGUGAAAGGAGAGAGCCUGAAUCUGCUCAAGUACAUUGAUGACAAUUUCGAUGGCGCAGAAUUGCUCCCUCAUGAUUCUGCAAAGAAGAUGUUUGCCGAGGAACUGCUUGCGUACAGCGACAGUUUCAACGCCAGCGCUUUCUUCUCAUGCCUACGCUCCAAGGGAGAUGUGACCGACGAAGCUGUUGCCGCUGUUGAUAAAAUAGAAGCUGCCCUAGGAAAGUUCAGCGAUGGCCCUUUCUUCCUUGGCCACUUCAGCCUGGUCGACAUUGCAUAUGUGCCAUUCAUCGAAAGGCUUGAGAUAUCCUAUUCUGGCAUCAAGAACUACGAUAUCAUUGGGGGCAGACCCAACCUUGGUAGAUUCAUCGAGGAAGUCAACAAGAUCAACGCAUAUACACAAACCAAACUGGACACACAAGUUACGCUUGAUAUAAUCAAAGAGAAGUUUGGGGCGCGUUAUCUUCCAAUUUUUUAGCCUUGGAUCAUGCCACCUUCCAAACCCAACCACACUUACCCUUUGACUUUGACUUUCAGAUUCCUUAAUGAUUGUGGUGGCCAAGGAACUACGACCAGGAAACUCCUGCAGAAUCUUAUGAAGCAGAGAAAGACCAAGGAUUGUUUUCGCUCGUUGAAUGUUCUGCCGUGCUGUGCUGUUAGAGAACAAAUAUAUAAACAGGAUCGUACUGUAAUCUUUCCUUGCCAGGUGCUAGUGAUAUCUUUGCAUAUCUGAAAUUGUAUAUCACCUGUAGAUCGUAA